AUGGAUCCGAUUCUGGAAUGUCGAACACCUCCAGCAUCGCCAGAGUUAAGUCGUCUUGUAACAAAGCGGCGAUGUCCCUUUGGAGAGUCUCCUCAUCAGUCAAAAAUGCCUGCCACUGAAGCCACGAUGGCGGUGAAUGAACAUACACACACUGACAACGGUGGGGAUGUUGGUUACAGCGGUAGGUAUCAUAAAGUCGUGCCCGCAGCUGAUACCUCUUAACAACUGAAAAUGUAAGAUUUCCGCCCAACUCCAUUUCAUAAAGUUGCAUGCAGUGUGGUAUGUUUUUUUUAACUCAAACACUGAACACUGAGUCCAUUUUUUUCCAGAAUGCAGGCAUGUAUAGCUUACAUCAUGUCUAAGCUGACAAGUGCGGAAAUGUGACUCAUUCUCAUCAAGAUAUUGAUAAAACAUGGCGAUAUCUCUCUAUUACUAGUCUGUUAGCUUACUCUGGGGGUAUGGGUGAGGUGACCUCUUCCUACGUCCCCAAAAGCUUGCUUGCAGGCUACUUCAUGUACAUGUAACAGGAAGUAGAGAAGCAUUUCUUGAGGCUUGGGUAUUACUUUGGCUCAAACCUAUUUAAGACAAUCUAAGACAGUAUUUUAGGUUUCCAUACUCUCCCAAUCGCUAUUCACUGUUUGUGUUAGGCCUUCUAGAAUCAUGCCUGUCUGAGCCGUUGCUAGCAGGGGGGCAAGGGGGGCAGCUGCCCCCCCAAUGGACCUGUUGAGCCAGACACAUUAAGUCUGUGAAUGGAUUUGUUUUCUUUAGAGUCAGUUAUUUUGAUUAUAGUGACUUGCAAUAUGUUUGCCAUUUUCAUAUUCAAGGUCAAUUUUUCGGAGACAUAUUUCAUGACAAGUGCUGAAAAUAGUGUUUCAGAGCCUCCAAAUUUGAAAAUCUUCCGGGGGAGGAUACCCACAGACCCCCCUACAAAGCUAGUGCCUUUGGCACUUGCGAUAAUGCCUCACCCCCCACCCCCGUAACAAAAAAACUAGCUACGGCCCUGCCUGUUAAUCCCUCUAGACGCAGUGGGAGGUCUUCUGAUGAUGAAUCAUCAUUUGGAACAAGUUGGUUUUCGGGAAACCUUACAAAAUAAAUGUCUCUUUCCAUUCUGCACUGCAUAGAUAACGCAUUUGAAGUGUUAAUGAACAGUCAAAGAAAUCAGGGUGAUGAUGUCAGCCAGCCAUCCUUAAAACCAGCAACAGUAUCUUCUCUCUGUUGGGUCUGCCAUCAACAAGGUGAAGAAAUGCCAUGUGCAUUCUGUGAACACAAUGCCUGUGAGAUGUGUGUGCGCCAGUGUGACAGAUGUUUUGGAGUGUUUUGUACAUUCUGUUCAACCAUCAACUAUGACAAUCACGAGGACCGCCCAUUAUGCCUUACAUGUCACAGUGAGGACAUGAGAUUUCAACAAAACAGAGGCGCUAAUGCAGGGGCAAUGCAGCAGCCUGGAGCCUGGCAACAAGGACAUACUGUUGGCUUUAGGCCACUCACUGCAUAGCUACAUGUAGCCUGAUAAAAAUUAUGUCAUGGUCUUCUUCCAUUAACAGUGACUGUUCAUUACAUGAAAUGCUUUUAAGGCCUUGUAAGGAAGUCACUGUUGAACUGCUUAGAUUGCAUCAACUGUUUAAAAUGCACUUGUCAAUGUAUUUCCUCUGGAGGAGAGGAUAGGCAUUCCCAGGGGAUUUUCACAUCUUAAGUGAAAAUUGAUUAAAUUCCCAUCUCUAAGGAAACCUCUUCAGCCUGUGGAGAAUCCCUGGCAAUCAAAACAAUCACACAUUUGGAUGAACUGUUCAUGGCCGUCAAGGUCCACCUUUCCCUGUUAAGUCAUUAAUUAUAAGUGAUGAAAGGAUAAGUGAGGUGUGCAAAAUGGCUUGCCUCUAGCUCCUUUGUUAACUUGUCACCUUCUGCAUAAGUGGGUCCCGGUGCAGCUCUCCAAAAUUUUUUAAGAUGGUAGAUUGAAUGGCUAGAAGAGAAAUCAAAAUCCACUAGGAGACCUUCCCCCUUCUCCUAACCCAGGGCAAAGAUAAGUGCGUGAAUUCCCUAUGUGAUGCCCUUUAUGGGUGUGCUAUCAGUGACUUGUUCUUUUCCUGUUAAGCAUGACUCAUGACUACAGUGGAACCCCGUUAAUACGACCACCGUUGGGCCAUAAAAUCCUGGUCGUAAUAACGAGGUGGUCGCAUUAACGGGGUCUUCAAAAUAAUAAAAUGAGUGAAUGUUUUUUACUUUUGGCCAUAAUAACGAGGUGGUCUUAUAAGCGGGGUGGUCGUAAGGCGGGGUUCCACUGUAUGCAAAAAUAUUUAACCACGUUCGUUUGUUCUUGUUAUGUACUUAUGAGUAUGUAUACAUUUUGAUAUGAAAUGUUUUGAAGUAAAUGAUUGUUACUUUGUUUAUUUGUCAACGGUUCUGCUUGAACUUCAAAUUAUUUGAGUAAAUUUUUUGAAGGUCUCUUAUGAUGUGGCAGGCGUUGAAGUUCCUUCCCUAGAGUCUCAUAUGACAUAAAAGCAAUAACUGUAUUUACCGAUCCCCGAAGUACACUCUGUCUACCCCCUGCCUUCCCCCGCCCC
Molecule: messenger RNA, 2561 nt
Organism: Porites lobata
Lineage: Eukaryota; Metazoa; Cnidaria; Anthozoa; Scleractinia; Poritidae
Source: the annotation of a GenBank genome assembly